This is a messenger RNA of Paramecium tetraurelia, 1347 nucleotides long. RefSeq lists its product as uncharacterized. Lineage: Eukaryota; Ciliophora; Oligohymenophorea; Peniculida; Parameciidae. The transcript is spliced from 2 exons. The record is from RefSeq and is a predicted model, not a curated record.
AUGAAAUCGAUUACGAAUUUAUUAUCUUCCUUGGUUUCGAAGUAACAUACACCAUUUGUGCAAAAAUUGAAUAGUUGUUCCAUAAUGUAGAAUAAUCCUAUAAUUUUGAUGACAGAUAUAUUGUAUUUGAUAGAAUGCUUUGAAGGGUUUGGUCCAGAAUGCAAUGGAAUUUAUCUUACAGGGUAAGAAUACUUGCAAUAGUUUUUCAAAGCGAUCACCAAUAAACCAAUGAAUGGCUUCAUUGCUAUUAAAAUUACUUUAACUAUCCAUUUAAUUCUCUACGAAUUCUAAAUUGGAGAUUCUAUUGCAGAUGAAAUGGUAAAAGAAGGGUCAUCACUUCGCAUUCAAGAAAAUCAACAAUUCAGUAAUUUUGUUUAAAACUAUCUCAUGUAUUUGUUGAAACUAGCAUAAAAUUUAAAAUUGUUUUACGCCUGUAAAAUAGGGCAAUAUCCAAUCUUUGACUAAGAUUAAACCUACACACAAUGUUCAGAGAAUACAAGAGAUCAAUAGUUUCAAUAAUUUCAAAUUUUGAAAAAGAACAAUAAUUUCAGAGAUACCAAUUUGCAAUACAGAAAUUAUCAACAAAAGAAGCUAGAGUUGCAUAUGCAAUAGUAAACAGGGUGCAUAACAAUAGAACAGAAGAUACUAUAUCUAUUUAAAUUGCACAACUUGUUGAAUCAAUGCAUUCAGAUUUUGAAUAUUUGCAUAAACACUUUAAAACAAUUAGAAAAUCAAGAUUGCAAAAAUAUAUUCAUUGAGAUUAGCUGCGUUCUUUGGAAUGAUUGCAUGGUAAUGUACAAAUUUGCUACACAAGAAUUGUGCAAACUACUUGAUUCUUUUAGAUUCAUGCCCCUGCAACAAUUGCUGUCGAUCCAACAGAUAUAUUGGGUUACGAUCAACUCUUCCACUCAAAUUAAAUAUUUAUAUAACAAUAGAAAGUAUUUUGACUAGUAAAACAUUGUUAAAUAACCAUUUUGGUUCGAAGAAAAUAAAAAGCUGUCUCAAGAAAUUCAAAACAGUAUCAUCGAUAACAAAAUGCUACAAAUACCAGAUUCAACUAGGAAUGUAAAUAAAGUAUCCACCCCUCAAGCGUGUUAGAACCAAAAGUCACCAACCAAUAUUGCUUAACCAUUCACUUCAAGAAUCGGGAAUUCUUAAAACUCAACCAAAACUACAAUCCCCCUCCAACCCUACUUCAUAGCCAAUAAAAAGUUAUCGCAACAACCCUAACAGUUUGAAACCUAACAACCUAUGAGCACAAGGGCAAAAAACUUUGUUGGAAGUAUAUUUUCCGAUGAAUAAUUAACUCUUUCUCCAAGAGAAUCUACAAAAUAAUAACAACAAUGA